Molecule: messenger RNA, 2112 nt
Organism: Quercus lobata
Lineage: Eukaryota; Viridiplantae; Streptophyta; Magnoliopsida; Fagales; Fagaceae
Product: probable inactive purple acid phosphatase 1
Exons: 13
Coding region: 123-1973 (616 amino acids)
Molecular function (GO): acid phosphatase activity; metal ion binding
Source: RefSeq, a predicted model, not a curated record
AAUCCAAAUUCCAGUUCACCCGUAGAAGAGGCAGUACAGUUCUUCUACUUAGCUCGCUGCAAAAUAAUGAGCACCAACUUGUUCUGACAGUGAGAGCUCUACUAUAGCAUCUUCUACAGAAGAUGGGUGGGAAGAGAGUAUUGAAAAUGUGCACCUUGGCAUUUGUUCUGUUGGGUCUUGCAAGCCUUCAAGAGGCAAUGUCACAUGGAGUUCACCCACUCUCCAAAAUUGCUACUCACAAGACAACAUAUGCUUUUGAUGACCGCGCCUAUGUUAAUGUCACUCCUACUGUUCUUGGAGCAAAGGGGGAAACUACAGUCUGGGUGACAGUGGACUUUAGUUCUCCAACCCCAUCUAAUGAUGAUUGGAUUGCAGUGUUUUCUCCUGCUAAUUUCAGUGCUGCCACAUGCCCCAAAGACAACCCAUAUGUGCUACCUCCAUUGUUGUGUACUGCACCUCUCAAGUAUAAAUAUGCAAAUUACACCAGCCCUAACUACACAAAAACAGGAAAAGGGUCAAUGAAGUUUCACUUGAUUAAGCAGAGAUCAGACAUCUCCUUUGCACUCUUCACCGGUGGCAUAUCAAAUCCAAAGCUAGUGGCAGUGUCAAACAAGGUAGCUUUUGUAAAUCCAAAUGCUCCAGUCUAUCCACGCCUAGCACAAGGAAAAGUUUGGAAUGAAAUGACUGUAACAUGGACAAGUGGAUAUGGAAUUGAUGAAGCAGAGCCUUUUGUAGAAUGGGGUCCAAAAGGAGGAGCCCAAGUGAGAUCCCCUGCUGGGACACUUACUUUUGAUCGGAACACCAUGUGUGCUGCACCAGCAAGGACAGUAGGAUGGCGUAACCCUGGAUACAUACACACCAGUUUUUUGAAGGAGUUGUGGCCCAACAAAGGGUAUACAUACAAGCUGGGGCAUAGGUUGUUUAAUAGUACAUUUAUUUGGAGUCAAGAAUACUGGUUUAGAGCGUCUCCUUAUCCUGGUCAAAAUUCUUUGCAACGUGUGAUCAUAUUUGGAGACAUGGGAAAGGGUGAAGCUGAUGGUUCCUUUGAAUUUGAAGAUUUCCAGCCUGCAUCUCUGAACACUACUAAGCAGCUUAUUGAAGACUUAAAUGACAUUGAUAUAGUCUUCCAUAUUGGAGAUAUAGUCUAUGCUAUGGGUUAUAUUGCACAGUGGGACCAGUUCACUGCACAGAUUGAGCCAAUUGCAUCAACUAAGCCUUACAUGAUUGGAAGUGGUAACCAUGAGCGUGACUGGCCAGGAACUGGAUCCUUCUACCAGAACAUGGAUUCAGGAGGAGAGUGUGGUGUGUUAGCCGAGAACAUGUUUUAUGUCCCCGCUGAGAACAGGGCUAAUUUCUGGUACUCCACUGACUAUGGCAUGUUCCGAUUCUGCGUAGCUCACACUGAACUUGAUUGGAGAGAGGGAUCAGAGCAAUACAAGUUUAUCGAGAACUGCCUCGCAUCAGUUGACAGACAAAGACAACCAUGGCUAAUCUUUCUUGCGCAUAGAGUACUAGGUUAUUCUUCUGUGGACUUUUAUGUGGAAGAAGGAUCGUUUGAGGAACCAAUGGGAAGGGAGGACCUCGGAAAACUUUGGCAGAAGUACAAGGUUGACAUUGCCCUCUAUGGCCAUGUGCACAAUUAUGAAAGAUCAUGCCCGGUCUACGAGAAUAUCUGCACCAGUCAAGAGAAACACAACUAUAUAGGCCCCUUGAAGGGAACGAUUUAUGUGAUUGCUGGAGGAGGAGGAGCAAGCCUUCAUGAAUUUGCUCCCAUCAAUACCACGUGGAGUAUAUAUAAAGACUAUGAUAACGGAUUCGUCAAACUUACCGCAUUUGAUCAUUCACACCUUUUGUUUGAAUACAAGAAGAGCAGGGAUGGAAAAGUGUAUGACUCUUUCACAAUCUAUCGAGAUUAUAGGGACAUCUUGACCUGUACUGUUGAUAGUUGCCCAGAAGUUACACUAGCACAGUAGUAUCUUGGUACAGAUAUAAGGGAAAUUUUUGUUGAUGUGUUCAUUAAUGUUGUGUGUGCUAGCAGUUCCUCAUCAUGUUCUGCUGCUUUAAUAUUUAUUAUUCUGAUUAAUCAAGUCUAAGAAACUGAGCCUUUUAUUA